AUGAAGGCGUGGCAUUACAUCAUCACGGCACUUGUGGCACUGCCAGCCGUCCUGGCUGAGCAGUCGUCUUUGACUGCUGUUCUUGACAAGUUUCCUAGCUGUGCUAUUUCCUGCCUUGGCCAGUCCCUUCCUCAGUCGCAUUGCUCGAUGACUGACCAGAAAUGCAUGUGUACGGACAUGCAACUGCAAGAGAGCAUGACAGGCUGCGUCAUAUCAAACUGUACCAUUAAGGAGGCGAUAUUGGUGAAAAACUUGACCUCGACAGGCUGUGGAGAACCUAUUCGAGACAAGUCAAGCCAAUAUGUCGUUGUUUCCAACACAUUUGGAAUCAUUUCCGCAAUUUUUGUCAUCCAGCGCUUUGCAUACAAGUAUUGGGCCAAGUUGGAGUACGGCCUGGACGACUGGUUCACGCUGCUUACCAUUGUUGUUGGCGUGCCUACUACGGUGAUUAAUGCCCACGGAGUGGCACCAAACGGAAUGGGCAGAGACGCUUGGACCUUGACGUACGAAAACCUUACCAACUUUGGACGAUACUUUUACAUCCUUGAGAUCAUCUACUUUGCUGAAGUGUCACUAAGCAAAUUGGCCAUCUUGUUCUUCUAUAUCCGAAUCUUUCCUAGUGCUGGUGUCCGACGAGUCCUCUGGGGCACGGUCGUCUUCGUGGCCCUGUUUGGCGUCGCUUUCAUUUUCAGUGCGAUAUUUCAAUGCACGCCUAUCGAUUACUACUGGUGGAAGUGGGACGACGGGCACCAUGGUCGUUGCCUUGAUAUAAAUGCGAUCGCUUGGUCUAAUGCCGCCAUUAGCAUUGUUCUGGAUGGAUGGAUGCUUGCAAUUCCGCUAUGGCAGCUAAAAACUUUGAACCUAGACUGGAGGAAGAAGGUCGGAGUCGGCCUGAUGUUUAGUGUCGGUACAUUCGUCACCAUUGUAAGCAUACUCCGGCUCAAGUCUCUGGUCACGUUUGGAUCGGACUCCACCAAUCCUACAUGGGACUUUUUCGACGUUGGCAUUUGGUCGACAGUUGAGAUUAAUGUGGCCCUGAUCUGUGCAUGUCUACCAUCCCUUCGACUGCUUUUGGUUCGUCUCUUCCCGCAGUUGCUCGGCACAACACAGCGAUACUAUGCCAGAUAUGGUUCCAGAACCCAACCCAAAUCAACAAUGAGACGUGCCAGUCGACCCUUAGGGACGACGUCAGUUUCGCACGUCGAAAGGUCGCAACAUCGGCCAGAGCCACCAUCGAAACAUAUCACCUUUCAGAAGACGUUUACCGUCGAGUAUGGCGAGACGGAUCGUGAGCACGACGAAGCCCACCUUGUGUACAUGAAGGAUUUGGAAAUGAAGAGUUGUCGGUCCGACUCACGAUCUGGUGGAUCCUUCACAUCAUAA
Messenger RNA from Pochonia chlamydosporia 170, 1383 nucleotides. RefSeq lists its product as hypothetical. The transcript has 4 exons. The record is from RefSeq and is a predicted model, not a curated record. NCBI's taxonomy places the organism in Eukaryota, Fungi, Ascomycota, Sordariomycetes, Hypocreales, Clavicipitaceae. Bases 1 to 1383 code for a protein of 460 amino acids.